Ictidomys tridecemlineatus (thirteen-lined ground squirrel) is the source of this 1305-nucleotide messenger RNA. RefSeq names its product transmembrane protein 45B (gene Tmem45b). NCBI's taxonomy places the organism in Eukaryota, Metazoa, Chordata, Mammalia, Rodentia, Sciuridae. The record is from RefSeq and is a predicted model, not a curated record.
CAGCUGGCCGCCGGCUCCUGCACCUGCUCCGCCACCUGCCGCUGCACUUGGCUUGCGGGCGCUGGCCGCGGACGCUUCUGAGGAGCUGAGCUCAGGUGUCCUAGAACACUGAUGGCAAACUUCAAGGGCCAUGCUCUCCCGGGGAGCUUCUUCUUGAUAGUUGGACUGUGGUGGUCAGUGAAGUACCCACUGAAGUACUUUCACCAGAAGGGGAAGAACAGCAGGCUCAACCAUUAUUACCAGCGUCUAGAGGUCAUCGAGGCUGCAGUCAGGAUUCUGUUUUCAGUCAUUGGGAUCCUGGCAGAGCAGUUUGUUCCUGAUGGGCCCCACCUACACCUCUACCAUGAAAACCACUGGAUGAAGCUAAUGAACUGGCAGCACUGCACCAUGUACCUAUUCUUUGCAGUCUCAGGAAUCACUGACAUGCUCACCUACCUUGCCUCCCAUGUCCCCUUGGGGGUAGACAGAUUGGUUUUGGCUAUGGCAGUAUUCACUGAAGGUUUUCUCUUCUACUACCAUGUUCAUAACCGAUCUCCACUGGACCAGCAUAUCCACUCACUCCUGCUGUAUGCUUUGUUUGGAGGCAGUAUCAGUAUCUCCCUGGAGGUGAUCUUUCGGGACAACAUUGUGCUGGAACUUUUCCGAACCAGUGUGGUUAUUCUUCAGGGAACUUGGUUCUGGCAGAUUGGGUUUGUGCUGUUCCCACCUUUUGGGACACCUGCAUGGGACCAGAAUGAUGAGGCCAACAUCAUGUUCAUCACCAUGUGCUUCUGCUGGCACUACUUGGUUGCCCUUUGCAUUGUGGCCAUCAACUAUUCUCUUGUUUACUGCCUUCUGACACGGAUAAAGAAACAUGGAGGAGAAAUUAUUGGGAUUCAGACACUGAAGUCCAAUCACACUUACCAGACUGCACUUUUAAGUGGCUCAGAUGAAGAACGAGAUUAGGCCAUGGACUUUAGGAGACCUCCUAUCCCUUUGAGCCCCCAAGGAGUGAAUAUAGCUUAUUCCCUCAUUUUGAGGCUUACCUUGGUCUGCUCCUAAGGCUCCAUACAUUUGUACCUCCUCAUUUAAUACAAGGCUGGAGGCUUCAGUACAGGAAAUUAGGCCUCUGAUGUUUUGUAUAUUUUGCUGUUUGGAUUCUUAAACAUAAGGUAACUUAGUCUGUGUUAGUGUAAUAUCCUUCAUAAAGAGAAAUGAGGUAAUACCUGUAAGUAACAAGCCUGUGCAUCUGUAUAGAGAAAUCAAAGACUGAACACCUAAAACAGGAAAUGACCUUGUGAAUAAAAUAAUGAGAGUCCAGCAAGA